CUGGGUAAAAGAAGGUUAGAAAAUUGUUUACGUUUGUAGUUGACAAUUACUUGGUUGAUUAUUAAAAAAAUCAAUUGAUUUUUUGAUAGUUAUAAUGAAAUUGGAUAAAAUUUGUCGUACAUGUCUAUUGGAAAAGGCUAAUUUGAGACCAUUGUUCGAAGAUUGUAUAGCAAACAUGUUAAUGACCUGUGCCUCAGUGCAGGUAAUACAAGGUGAUGGUCUACCACAUCAAGUAUGUACCCAAUGCCUCCAAAGUAUUAAUAAAGCAUACACAUUCAAACAACUAUGUGAAAAGUCUGAUAUGACCAUAAGAAACUAUUUGAGUAUCAACUUGCAGCCUAUUUCCCUACCAGCAGAUAACAUAAUAAAUGAAGUGAAAUCUGAUUUAUUUAGCACCAGCGAAGUACUUCAGCAAAGUUCCCUAUUUCAAGAUAUUUUUAACGAUGCUACAACUCAUUCUUUAGUUGAAACUUUCACCAAUCAAAAUGCUAGCACAGUUGUUUCAGAUUUGGCAGAAACGAUGCAAAGUUUGCAAACAAUAGCCGAACAGUGUUUACCUGAAUCAUGGGAAAGUGAUGGUAACAUUGUUCCUUGUAACUCAGAUGAAACUAGUGAUAAUUUCUUAGGCCCUAUAUAUAAAUGUGAAUUCUGUGAAAAUAUUUUUAAAGAUGAGUGGUCUUUAGGAGAACAUAUGAAAAACCACAGUGGACAACCCAAAUAUUUUUGCAACAUAUGCAGGAAGAUUUGUGAUACUUCUAAUGAAUUGGACAAGCAUCUCAUUGACCACACAUUUGUGAAUAACAAAAAUGAGUUGGCUGUCGAACGCAAACAGGACUUUACAUGUGAUUUGUGUGAUGGAAAUUUCAGUAACUCUAAAUAUUUGAAGAGGCACCUUAAGGAACUUCAUUUUCUUGAUACAGGUUCAAUUUUAGACUCUGACAAAAAGUUUGGCUGUAAUCUGUGUGGGAAAAGGUAUAGACAGAAUAAACUUCUUGUAAUGCAUAUGAGAAGCCAUACUGGAGAGAGACCCCUGAAUUGUGAAAUUUGUGGGAGAAAUUUUGCUUUGCCAUCUUCUCUCCAUAAACAUAGAAAUAUCCAUAUUGCAGAAAAAAAGUAUGAGUGCAAUAUUUGCAAUAGAAAAUUUAACCAGUCUUCCAAUUUGAACGAACAUCUUAGAACCCAUACAGGGUGGGUCGAAACAAUUUGGAUCUGGUUUCAACUUUAUGAUCAGUAUGAGUUUAUAUUCAUGACCCAUCUUUUAGCAAGUACGCAGAUGAAAAAACAUCAGUUAAUUCAUACCGGUGAAAAACCUUAUCCCUGCUGGCAGUGUGGAAGGUCUUUUCGUAGAAAGGAAACUAGGGAUACCCACGUAAGAUACCAUACUGGAGAAAGACCUUACUCUUGUGAUAUAUGCUCCAAGAAAUAUGUGGCUGCCAGCCAUUUGAGAGAUCACAUGAAAUCUCACAACAAUAAUAGAAAAUUCGAAUGUAUGAUAUGUCCAAAGAAAUUUCUCGACUCUAAAACACUGAAAAGUCAUAUGUUGACCCAUACAGGACAAAAACCCUAUUCAUGUCAGUUUUGCGGAAAGUAUUUUUCUCAGAAUGGUGGUCUUGUAACCCAUAUUAAGAACUGUCAUAAUAACCAAUAAAGUAUUAAAGUAA
Leptinotarsa decemlineata (Colorado potato beetle) is the source of this 1661-nucleotide messenger RNA. RefSeq lists its product as uncharacterized. Lineage: Eukaryota; Metazoa; Arthropoda; Insecta; Coleoptera; Chrysomelidae. Gene Ontology annotation, molecular function: RNA polymerase II cis-regulatory region sequence-specific DNA binding; zinc ion binding; DNA-binding transcription factor activity, RNA polymerase II-specific. Gene Ontology annotation, biological process: regulation of transcription by RNA polymerase II. The record is from RefSeq and is a predicted model, not a curated record. Gene Ontology annotation, cellular component: nucleus.